This is a messenger RNA of Eurytemora carolleeae, 1630 nucleotides long. Its product is annotated as protein phosphatase inhibitor 2. The coding region runs from base 760 to 1218 and encodes 152 amino acids. Gene Ontology annotation, biological process: regulation of signal transduction. NCBI's taxonomy places the organism in Eukaryota, Metazoa, Arthropoda, Copepoda, Calanoida, Temoridae. Gene Ontology annotation, molecular function: protein phosphatase inhibitor activity. The transcript is spliced from 6 exons. The record is from RefSeq and is a predicted model, not a curated record.
UCCUAGAUGUAUGAAGGAACCGCAUUUUGAUGAGAUGAAUAUACUGGCAACUCUUCAUCCUGCUGACAAGGUAGCUUGAAUGAUAGACCUAGUCCACCAGGUAUUGACAGAUGGAACAGUCUCAGAGGCUCUUCUGGUCGGCAAAAUGACACUAAUAGAUAAAAAGGCCCCUUCUUUGCUCGUCAAUCAAAUGCGCCCACUCACAGUCUCGUGUGGGAUGCUAAAAAUCAUCACUAAGGUGUUACGAUGUUACAUGGAUGAAUGGACAAGAUAUGUGAAUCAAAAGAAUAUUAUGGGAGAAUCCUAUAUGGAAUCAGAUCAGGCUGGUCAACCUCAGAUUGUGUUUUUAUACUGUAGUUACCUAUACGCAAAACUAAGAGUAAAGGUCGUACCAUAUCAAUCGCAUGCCUAUGUUUUCCCUAUGCAUAUCGGGGCUGGGUAAAGUCCUACACAGUACACACUAUGAAGGAAGGUGUCAACUUUGAUGGCGAAGUACUUUCAGCUUUGUUGUUUGCAGAUGAUUUAGUACUGAUCUCCAGGACCAAACGAUAAGGAAUGGAGCGUAUGCUAAGAGCAGUUAACAGAUUUUGCCAAGGGAUGGAUGUGAAGUUAGCUGUCGAGAAGUGAUGCUUACCACGGGACCCUCAGAGACUUAUAUAAAGUAUCAGAAAACGAUCCAAGCCUGGAGGCAGUUCUGGUAGGCAAUGAUCAUGGAAUAAGAAAACUGAUAAAGUUCUCAGAUCUAUUUUUGAGGCAGUAAUGAGGUCUCCGCUAGAUCAAAGGGCUAGACAGGAUUACGGAUUCAUGAAGAUCGAUGAACCGAAGACUCCGUAUGGAGAGUAUGAUAGUGAUGGAGAAGGAGAGAAGGAUGAGCUAGAUGCAAACCUUCUCGCCGCCAGGAUUACAGCAGACGGACACAAGGACCCCAGAAGGCGAAGGGUGAGUGAGCCUAGUGGGGAUGAGGAGGAUCUAGCUCUACUGAGUACAGAGGAGCGUGAGCAGAGGUUAAAGUUUGAACAGAAGAGAAAGAUGCAUUACAAUGAGUUCCAAGCGGUUAAAAUAGCUCGAGCUCUCAUGCAGGAGGAAGGAGUCGGCGAGGUGAACGAGACUGCAAUGGGUGAGAAUGUACCUAAACUGGAGGAGAUGGCCGAUGUCUCGCCUAAACCUGAAGAUGGGAGCCAAGUAUCCCCGAUGGAGAUUGCCCCAUCUGAAUCCUAAAAGUCCACGACUCCAACUAAAUCAGAAUCGAGAAUUUAUGCUACGGAAGUCCGAGCUUAAUUGCGUUUUAAGCUCCAGUAAAUUCUGAACACUGUUCUGGAGUAAACGCUGUGGAAUGACUUGAUCUAGGAGUAAUGCAUGUGUAGUUGUCACAGUAUUCAACGUUUAGUAUUUAGAGAUUUAACUGUUUUAAUCAAAACCUUUAGUGAGGCAGGGUUCCUACACCCAUCCUCCAGCAUUCCUUAGAUUCAAAUGUGAUUCGAAAUCAAUGUUUAUUUAUGCCAAAGCUAAAUAUUUAUUUAUGUUUGUGAUAUUUUUUUGCAGCAUUGAAAUUAUAAAUUGUCGACUGUACUUUGAACCCGAUUAUGCAAUAGAACAUUUAGCAUCACAAAUAGAAUACUCAAAAUGUAAA